UGGGACUCGAAUCAUCACGACAAGCAAUCACACUUUUCCUUGCAGACAACAAGACACACACCCAAAAAUGCUGACCCUCCCAUUAAUAGCUCCCCGAGCAGACGCCUCCCUCUGGCCCUCACACCACCUCUUCCACGCGCCCCCAGACGCCGAACCCUCCCCACACUCCCCACCCAACACGCACACCAACGCCCCCCAGCGGCACGCACACCACUCGCACCACGCACGCGCCACAACAGCAUUCCUGCACUCGCUCACACACGAUGAAAACACAAUCGACCAGCGCAAGCAAAACGUGCGCCGCUUCGGGUCCGGGUGGCUGCGGCCCCCCGGCGUGGCCAAGACGCUGCAGGCGCUGCGCGACGAGGAGCUGGAGAAGGAGGAGCAGGAGAUGAUGGCGCGGCGCGAGCAGGUCAUGCUUGAUCUGGCGGCGGCGCAGCAGGAGGCUGCGAAUGAGCAGCAGCGGGUUGCUGGGGAGGAGAGGGAUGGAGAUGGUGCCGGGGAGGGGGGUGAGGAGGGGGAGAGGGAUUUGGACGACUCGGUGCCCGAGGCGGCGUCUUUGUCGGAUUCUGCGUCAGCCAGCGGGUCUGCGUCUGAUGACGAUGAUGAUGAUGAUUCCGACACCGCAGGCGGUAGCGACGACGACGAGGAACAAGAAACCGCCAGCCAAACAGCCUCCGCCUCCAUAACCGGCACCGACACCUCCGUCCCCUUCAACGAAGACUCCUUCAUAGAAGGCAGCAUCCUCGAAGCAGAAGUCUCCCACAUGCUCGAAAUGGAAGAAGCAGAAAUCGCAGGCGUCUUGCAAGACGAGCGCGACCUCGACGACUCCAUCCCCGAAGCCGGCGAGUACGAGCACACAGACUCCGAGCUCGAACCAGACACAGACAGCGAGGUCGAUAUCAGCGGCUUAUCGUCUGCACGUCGCCGGCCCCCGCGCCGCCGCUCAAGCGCCCUGCGCAGUCGUCGCAGCUCCGGACUGGCAUCGCGCCGCUCCUCCGGUUUACCCCCCGCGCCUACAUCUACGAGACGUGCGUCUGGCUUACAUGCCACCGUGACGGCGGGCGCGAGGCGGAGCUCCGGGCUGCCUGCGGGUAUGAUGGGCGUUUAUGCUACGGCGGGCACGCUGGAUCUGGGUGCUAGUCUGGGCCAUGGGCGCAGUAGCUUUGGGAUGGAUGGGAGUAGUCUUCUUGAUGGGAGUUCGUUCCUUAGGAGUUCGCCUGCUGCGACGGCGGCGAGGGUUAGUCUUAGGGAGAGGUUUUUGAAUUCGACGACGGAGGGGGGGACGAGGGGUGGGAGGGGGAGGAGGGAGUAG
This is a messenger RNA of Dothidotthia symphoricarpi CBS 119687, 1315 nucleotides long. RefSeq lists its product as uncharacterized. The record is from RefSeq and is a predicted model, not a curated record. Gene Ontology annotation, cellular component: anaphase-promoting complex. The transcript is spliced from 2 exons. The coding region runs from base 68 to 1315 and encodes 415 amino acids. Gene Ontology annotation, biological process: anaphase-promoting complex-dependent catabolic process. NCBI's taxonomy places the organism in Eukaryota, Fungi, Ascomycota, Dothideomycetes, Pleosporales, Dothidotthiaceae.